AUGCUUCCACCACCGGGCUUGGAGCCCUCACUCGCCUCCCUCCUCCAAGAUGCAACACCCACAUCCCUCCUCUCCGACGCGAUAGCAACAGCCACCUCCCUCCACUCCCUCGGCGUCGACUUCCCCACCAUCACCUCGGCCGUCCUCUCCACCGCAACAGCCAUCUCCUCUUCCCCGAAAGAACCAGACAACGGCGAAUGCCGCCUCCUCGGUCCCUUCGCCAUCUUCGUACAAGGCGCCUUAGGCUGCUUCGCUCUCCUAGCACUGGUAUACAAACGAUGGCGAGAACGGCCGCAAAGACCUAUUAAGAUCUGGUCCUUCGAUGUCUCAAAACAAGUUGUGGGAAGUGUGUUGGUACAUAUUGCGAAUCUGUUGAUGAGCAUGCUGUCGAGUGGGCAGUUUUCGAUAAAGCUGGAUCCGAAUAUCGUGACGAGAGGGCCGAAUCCGUGUUCGUUUUACUUGUUGAAUUUGGCUAUCGAUACGACGAUAGGCAUCCCAAUCCUCAUCUUCCUCCUACGCAUCCUCACCGCCCUCUUCGCACUAACCCCUAUCGGCAACCCGCGCGAAUCUAUCGAGUCUGGGAACUACGGCAGCCCGCCUCGCGCAUGGUGGUGGUUCAAACAAUCCAUAAUCUACUUCAUCGGCCUGAUGGGCAUGAAGGUCUGCGUCCUGAUCAUCUUUCUCGUGCUCCCCUGGAUAUCACGCGUUGGUGACUGGGCUUUGAAAUGGACAGAGGGCGACGAGGCACUACAAGUCAUCUUCGUCAUGUUGGUUUUCCCAGUCAUUAUGAAUGCGACGCAAUACUAUAUCAUCGAUUCUUUUAUUAAGAACCAGAAACCAGAGCAUGAGCGGAUACCAGACUCGGACGCAGAUGCGGAAGUUCAAAGCCAUCAACCGUUCGAGGAUGGGAGGAGUGGCAGCAGUGAUGAGAUUCAUAGUGGGGAUGAGGAGGACGAGGAGGUGAUGGCGAAGGAAGAGGAGUUGAAGAGGGCGAAAUCGAAGGUUAAGGAAAUUGAUUGUAAACCCGCAAACGGCGCAUAG
Molecule: messenger RNA, 1041 nt
Organism: Hyaloscypha bicolor E
Lineage: Eukaryota; Fungi; Ascomycota; Leotiomycetes; Helotiales; Hyaloscyphaceae
Exons: 4
Coding region: 1-1041 (346 amino acids)
Cellular component (GO): membrane
Source: RefSeq, a predicted model, not a curated record